AUGUCAAACGGUGUGUUGACAGGGCCAGUGCAAUCGAAACUUUCAAUGCUUUGCACUGGUACUUCCACUGGUCCUUCAGCUCUUUGGAGCAAGUUUGGCUGGUCCGCACAGGUAUUUGAAGUCGAUCCUACAGCCCUAAAUGGAUUUAAAGGCGCCGUGGAUGAUACAGGUGCAGCGAUACUCAUCCAGGACGUCAUACCUCGAGACACAAAAGCGCUACCAUGGCUCCUCACUCCAAAGAUGUAUUAUAAUGUGGAAUCUGCAGAAUACGGGACCGACCUGUGUGUAGCACCUGAAGGAAGCAAAGCUCUAGCUAUAACAAUGCAAGGCGCCUCAAAAGAGACUCACAACGUUCGCUCAAAGACUGUUGAACUUGCCGAGACAGAACCCAUUGUCUUAUUUUGCCCUGGACUAUUUGAUGCUACGACCAAAAUGCUAAGCAAUGUCGUUGGGGAGGAACCACAGCCCUAUUUUGGGAUACAAAUAAGCACAGUUAUCGCCGAGGUUUCUCUUACUGUGUGUUCCAUGAGUUUCUCCACCUCGUCACUAAUUGGGUGUCGAAUACUAUUCUUGAUCAUACCUGUUCGUUCCUGA
This is a messenger RNA of Talaromyces marneffei, 594 nucleotides long. RefSeq lists its product as uncharacterized. The record is from RefSeq and is a predicted model, not a curated record. The transcript is spliced from 2 exons. The coding region runs from base 1 to 594 and encodes 197 amino acids. Lineage: Eukaryota; Fungi; Ascomycota; Eurotiomycetes; Eurotiales; Trichocomaceae.